Messenger RNA from Ilex paraguariensis (yerba mate), 1562 nucleotides. NCBI's taxonomy places the organism in Eukaryota, Viridiplantae, Streptophyta, Magnoliopsida, Aquifoliales, Aquifoliaceae. The record is from the annotation of a GenBank genome assembly.
CCCAAACUUGCAUCGGCGGAAUCCCAACUCCUUCCUUUUUCCGGUGAAACCCAGCCCCACCCACCACGCUCAAACAACUGAACUGCUUCCUCUCUUUUGGUGAAACCCAACUCAUUCCCUCCUCUGAUUCGUAUACACACACACACACACGACUAGAUCCAAUGGUUGCUGUGCCAUGGUUGACUGGAUCGAUUCAAUGGUUUCUAUGAAAUGGGGCUUGGGAGUUUGCUUGUGCUGGUAUGGGAGAGGCUGAUGGAGGUGGGUUUUGUGGUGCUACCAGAGUUGGGUAUAGGGUAGAAGACUGCCGGAGCAAGAAGGGGGUUGGAGUAAUCGACAUGGGUUGGAGUAAUCAGACAAGCUCGACAAAAAAAACUGCUACCAGACUCUUCAAGUAUUGGAGAUGGGGCAUGGGAAGCUCAACUGAGGUGCUCGUGAGAAGCAUAAAGAAGAAAGCUAAUCCGAUUGGGGAAGCGCUUGAACGUGUCACAUACAACUUCUUCCAAUCCACAGAAAAUCAAGUUGACUACCUGAAACAGGAGUCAAUUAAGAAUUUUGAAGCAGCUUUCAAGGCCUAUCUACCAGAUCUUCCCAUAUGGGAGGUUUGCUCACUUUGCAGCCAACUCUGCUAUCCUUGAAGCUAUUCCACAAGACGCAGAGGUGAUAAACAUAGUAGACUUUGACAUGCGAGAGGGGGUUCAAUGGUCUCCCAUGAUUGAGGCCAUAGUGCAGAAGCAAAAGAUAUUAAGAUUAACAUCAAUAAAAUCAGAAAACGAUUCCAAUUUUGUGAGAUGGAAGUUUGAGGAUACAAAGCAGCGACUCUUUGAUCAUGCGAGACCUUUUGGUCUGAAAUUUUAAGUGGAAGAGAUGAGUAUAAAGGACUUGGUGAGUGAGAUAAAGGGAUCGAAGAAGAACAGUGGACAGAGAGAAUGGUUGGGCUUCCACACAUGGGGAGGAGUAGUAUGAGUCAGAGUCAUGUCAUGGAGUUUCUGAAGACAUCCAAGGAACUCUUAGCCUAUUCUGCAACCAGUAAAGGAGUUGCAACUUUUGGUGAUGGAGAAGCCGAGGAAAGACAGAGAAACAGAAAAUAUGAGUAGAAUGAAAAGAGGCGGAAGCUUGUAAUAUUCGAUUUUCUGCCUUUUAAAAUACACUUUUGCUUUUGUUUGAUGUGACAACUCAGAAAAGUUCUUUGCCUAAAUUUCUGCAACCAAAAAGGGGCAGUCCAUUAAGUCAAUGCAGUCAAGCCGGUGAGUAGGGAGGUCCAGCCUUGCUGUCUAGUGAGUCAAGGGAUGAAAUCGAAGAAAAUGGUUUUUUUCUCUGGAUAUGGCUCGUGAUCUUUGACGGACAUCUGAGGCACUACCAAGCUUUAUGUGAAUCAAUGGAGUGGAAUUUCCCAGAUUAUCUUGCAGAAGCAAGAAUAGCCAUGGAGAGUGUCUUUGUGGCACCUUAUGUCUGCUCUUCUUCUUGGUUCCACAAGUGGGAAGAGACUGGAGAAGGUUUUGAUCUUCAGGCUGGGGCUGGAUUUUGCAGGGUUUAAAAAAAUUCUAUUUGUUAAACCUUUUGCU